Parastagonospora nodorum SN15 is the source of this 1449-nucleotide messenger RNA. RefSeq lists its product as hypothetical. The record is from RefSeq and is a predicted model, not a curated record. NCBI's taxonomy places the organism in Eukaryota, Fungi, Ascomycota, Dothideomycetes, Pleosporales, Phaeosphaeriaceae. The coding region runs from base 1 to 1449 and encodes 482 amino acids. The transcript has 3 exons.
AUGAGAGUCGGUGCUCCCAUCAUCGUCGCAAACGUUAGUAAAUCGGUCGGUGAGCAGAAAGUUGAUGUGCCAGCGGCAGCGGCAGCGGCAGCGACAGCGACUAAAAGCAUCGUCUCCUUGCAGCGUGAUUGCAAGGAGUCGGAGCAGCUGACCUUCACUCCCGCCGUGGUAAGCAUGGCGAGAGGGUCGACGUCCUUUUCUUGGUACACUAAGAAGCGCAAGACAACGGCACAAAAGGUCACGGCAAGAGAAGGGCCUUAUCCGGGCGCCACAAUGACGGCCACCAAGCAUGCCGCCAACUCGCCAAAAACUAACCAAGCACAACUCGAUCCCAUCAUGGCGGCGCAAAGGCAUUCGACCGACUUGCGGAAGUUUUCCAUACCAGUCGCAAACAGUAUGAACCCGUCAGAGGAGGAGCUCUUACCCUUUCCGGAGCCCGAGGUGUCUUGCAUGCCGCUAGAGCAUAAGCCUGGCGCGAAGAUCAACUACACGUACUAUCCCGCGUCAGCCCGGCAAGGCCACAGCAAUCCCUUCUCGCAGACCUUGAUUGUUUACUUGAACGGAUUGAUGCUCCCAAGAAGCUCUUGGGACGCUUCCAUUCAGAGCUUCCUGGAGAAGAGAUUAGUGGGAAGGUUACCGUACCCGGGCCUGCUCAGCUACGACCGAUACGGGCAAGGCGAAUCCGACCGCGAUCCCACUGACAAAGACCCACCGCCAUGUCACGGCCACGAUUGCGUAUCCGCUGUGCAAGACUUGAAGCAACUCAUCUUGCAAAUAUGGAGAGACCAUCUCGACCCCGCCAAGCCCACACACUUCCCAUGUCUGAUAUUCGUCUGUAACAGCAUAGGAUGUGCUUUGGCUAGACUAUUCAUCCAACUGAAUCCAGGCACCGUGUCUGGCCUAUUGUUCCUCGACAGCAUCAUGGCAAAUUCAGACCAGCAGUCAUUCUGGCCGGACCCAGACGCGCCCGACUUCAACUCGCACACACUACCAGACGGCGUGACUGCAGCUGAAGUACGCGAAACAAGACGAAAGUACAAAGCAAUGUUUCACCCUGACGUUCCCAACAUGGAAGGCCUAUCAAGACGCAACCUCGCACAGCUCCUCCCGUAUGAUGACGCGCCCAAACUCGAGGGCUAUCUAGGAAAAGGACCAUACCUUACCGUCGUAGGCCACGACUGGGAAACAUUUGCCGAGCAGUCAUUCACUGGAACUCUCCAAAUCCCCAAAAUCCUCACAAUGACAUACCACAACCCUGCAUGGCGGCGCUACAACGAAGGCCUGACCCAACUCACCGACGAAGGACGAAGUAUAGGCCCCAUUGUCGCUGUUGACUGCGGACACUUUAUUCAGAAAGACGGGCCGGGGUUUGUGUCGGAUGAGUUGGUGAGUUUGUUGGAUCGUGUGGUUAAUCGCGUGGAGCAGGUUAGUGAGCGGGGUGGGACGUAG